UAAUCACAGUCAGACCGCGUUUCUGACGACUCGCAUCUUCGACAAUUUUACGUAUUCCGGAGACAAACAAUAGUAAAAAAAUCAUAAUAACAAACAAGUGAAUUGAGAAUUCGAGUGCAUAGAGCGCGCGUCCACGUGAAAUACGGACCAUUACGAGAGUGUUUAGCAUUUUUACUCAUUUGAUAAGGGUGUGGGCCCCAUACGACGCUAGGAAACACUGGUCAGAGUGUUCGACGUCGGAUUUCUCGGAGGACGAGAGAGACUCAAAUGUUCUAGAUAAGGGUGUUGGACAAAAGAGAAGAACCAUGGACGGAGAUGCAUCAGAUUGCAGCAGACGUCCCCCGACUAGGGUCUUCAAAAAAUCGAGUCCGAAUGGAAAAAUGACGGUUUACCUGGGGAAGAGGGACUUUGUGGACCACAUCACACAUGUAGAUCCAAUCGACGGCGUAGUUUUGAUCGAUCCAGAAUACGUGAAGGAUCGAAAAGUAUUUGGGCACGUCCUGGCGGCCUUCAGGUACGGCCGAGAAGACCUCGAUGUGCUCGGUCUGACAUUCAGAAAGGACCUCUACCUAGCGGCUGAACAAAUCUACCCAGUCCCCAGUAGUCAACCCCACAGACAACUCACGAGAUUACAAGAGAGACUGUUAAAAAAAUUAGGGGAAAAUGCUUAUCCAUUUUAUUUUGAAUUGCCACCACAUUGUCCUGCCUCGGUGACACUCCAGCCAGCCCCCGGUGACACGGGAAAACCGUGCGGGGUGGAUUAUGAACUGAAGACAUUUGUCGGAGGGACGCAGGAUGAUAGGCCACACAAAAGAAAAACACAAAGCCGGGACUCGAAUUCGGUGAGAUUAGCAAUUCGUAAAAUAAUGUACGCACCGUCCAGACAAGGUGAGCAGCCAUCGGUGGAAGUCAGUAAAGAGUUCAUGAUGUCACCCAAUAGAUUACACCUGGAAGCAUCGCUCGACAAAGAACUGUAUCAUCACGGUGAGAAUAUCGCUGUCAACGUACACAUCGCUAAUAACAGUAAUAGAACAGUGAAGAAGAUCAAGGUGUCGGUGAGACAAUUCGCUGAUAUCUGUUUGUUCUCUACUGCACAGUACAAGUGCAUUGUCGCCGAGGCGGAGAGCGAUAUAGGGGUAGCGCCAGGAUUCACCUUGAGCAGGGUAUUUUCCCUAACGCCAACCCUUGCCGACAACAAGGACAAGCGUGGCCUCGCCCUAGAUGGGCAGCUAAAACAUGAGGACACCAAUCUAGCAUCUAGUACCAUGGAGGGUACCACAGUCGGUCCUGGUUUCACGCUGAGCAGAGUUUUUACGCUGACGCCGCUGCUGGCCAACAACACCGAUAAAUGGGCCCUUGCCCUUGACGGCCAGCUCAAACACGAGGACACCAAUUUGGCGUCCAGCACCCUCGUUGCGGAUCCGUCACAGAGGGAGAACCUCGGUAUCAUCGUUCAGUACAAAGUCAAAGUGAAACUUUGCCUGGGUCCACUGGGAGGUGAUCUAGUUGCGGAACUACCGUUCAUCCUUAUGCACCCGAAGCCGGAGGAGGAGGAACAGCCAUCACGACCGGCCCCAACGCAAAGGAUCGAGAAUGGCGAUGUUCAUGUGAAUAACGAGGGGAAUUUAAUUCAGUUAGAUGCUGACGACAAUGAAGACGACAUAAUCUUCGAGGAUUUCGCCCGCUUGAGACUCAGAGGAGAAGAGCCCGAUUCGUCCCCCUAGGGCAGGCUGAAACAUCAAACGUCCAAAUAACGAAAUGCCGCAUGAUUCGUAAAAACCGUGCUCUCUCCAGUCCCCAAAGGAGAACAACAAAUUGAACAAAAUUAAAACGAAUAAAUCACAAGAACGACGAGGACGAUGUCUUCGAAUCCUGUAAAUUAAUUCCCACAUCUGCUUUAUCCCUAAAUGUGCUGAUGGUAUUGAAAAAAUCAAUAGGGGAAAAGAAAAACUGAGCCACGAGAACAUUCUUUAUCUUUAUUCUUUCUUAUUUAUGCGAUCGAUGACCGAUUACGCUUAUUAAUUUACUGCUAUGAAGUUUUGCUAUCGUUUUUCAAUGAAUAUCACUGCACUUGUACGUGCAGGCACGAGUAAGGAUAUUUUGCUACGUGAGAUAAUGAAAACAAUUUUCUAACAAAACAGCACAAUUUCAUUUACCACUUGUGGCACAAAUUUUUUCAAUGUAAAAAACACGAAUUUUUCAACUCAACUGCAGAAACGCUUUGAAUGUCGUUUUUUAUAUUAUCGUUAUUUGUACAAAUUUCGGAGGUUUGAUUGCAGUUGAACCUCUCAUUUCUUAUGGAGAAGGGAGGGGAUGUACUGCACUGAUUCCUUUGGUUUAUUUGAAAUUUUCUACCUCGAAGGAGUUUGUAGAGUUUUUUUUUCUAAUACAAGAUUAAUUGAUUAAACGAUAUGUAUGAAAGAAUUGAAUAGAAGAACCUAGGGAAUUCGCUAGACAGUUCUAUUGGAUUUCUAUUGGACUUUCUGUUAACAUUUUCCAAGUUAUUUUAAUUCUUUUUUUUUCUCGUCAUCGAGAAAAUGAUACAAAAACAAUUGUAAAAUUUGAGGCGAGGAAAUUCGAUAGAAAAUAUCUCAAUAGAAUGACUUGUAUAAAAAAUAGAAUUCUGUAGACUUUCUAUAGAUUUUCUAUUGGAGAUUUCAAUAGAAUCGUCCAAAAGCUAAUAGAAAGUUCAAUAGAAAUCCAAUACAAUUGUCUAGCAAAUUCGCUAGGUUUUUUCAUUAAACUUUUUCGUGCGUGGGAAUCUUUCAAUUGGAAUUGAUGGUGAUUAUUAGAAAUUGAUUGAAGCAUUUGAACAGUGAAUUGCAACAGAUAUCAUCGAGGUAUUUAUUUCCGUUCCUCCUUCGGCAGUCUUUACGGAAUAUUAUGCUUUACACCGAAGAAUUUACACUGUAUGUGCAUUUCAGAUACUCGAGAAUGAAACUGAUUAUCAAUUUAGGGAAUUUGAUUGAUGAAUUUGAGGGAAGCACGAGGUGGAAUGCUGGGGUCGAGGGGGUUAGUGACGCUAGGAUAUCGAGUAGUCACGUGUUGUUAUUAAUUGAGUACAAAGGGUAUUCAAUACUUGGGGAUGAACUCAGUGGUGGAGAGGUGAAAUGAGAUUUUUUCGCGAGAUUUAAGUCCUUGAAGCGCUAAAACGAUUCAUGUCAAUUUUGACUUUUCGUCAGUUUUUAAUGAAUAUCUCGGAAUCUAAGGCAGCUAGCAAAAUUUUCGUUACG
Molecule: messenger RNA, 3233 nt
Organism: Diachasma alloeum
Lineage: Eukaryota; Metazoa; Arthropoda; Insecta; Hymenoptera; Braconidae
Gene: krz
Product: beta-arrestin-1
Exons: 10
Coding region: 306-1724 (472 amino acids)
Biological process (GO): signal transduction; G protein-coupled receptor internalization
Cellular component (GO): cytoplasm
Molecular function (GO): G protein-coupled receptor binding
Source: RefSeq, a predicted model, not a curated record